AUGGAAAACCGGCAAAUCCAUCUGAACUCUAAUUUAAAUACUAAAACUGAAUCUCAUAAAUCAAGGGAAGAGGUUUCUCUACAAAAAUAUAAAAGUGCGAUAAAUUCAGAUCCAAAGUCAAAAAAAUCCAGUCAAGUUUUCAGGUCUAUUGGAAAAAUUUCAAAUUCAAAUAAGAUACAUUUAAACAGAGAGAAUGUGCGAGUUAUUGUGAGAGUUAGACCCAUUCAAGAUGAUAAUGAAUCUAGUUCGAGCUGCGUAAGCGUCGUAAGUGAAAAACACAACCAAGUAAAACAAAUAGUUUUGGAGGACCCACGCCACCGAGGACUACCUAAGAGAUAUGAGUUCGACGAAAUAUAUGGUACUGAAUGCACUACAGAAGAUAUUUAUUCAAAGGAAAUUAAAGAUUACGUUGACCCAUUGUUAUCAGAGUGUUCUUGUAUCAAUAUUUUUGCCUUUGGUAGUUCUGGAACAGGGAAGACUUUCACUAUGCAUGGCGAUUUGAAUAGUGAAAUGGGAAUUGUUGGACUAACAAUUAAACAGCUUAUCGAAAUAAACAACAAACAAAUUGAGCCAGGAAGCUUUUCUUUCUCAUUUUUUGAAGUUUACUGCGAAAAAAUACAAGAUUUAUUAACUGGGACAGACAAUUUAGAAAAUUCAAGUAAACCUAUAAAUUCAGCAAAAUCUGAUGUUUCUAUAAGAACAGAUAUUUGUGGUAGAAUUAGAGUUGUUGGGGCAAAUAGUUCGGAAUUUAAAACUUGGGACGAUUUCAAUACAAAAUAUAUAUCUGCAUUAAAAAAACGCACUUCUGGUAAAACUGCGGUGAAUUCUAAUAGUAGCAGAAGCCAUGCCUGUAUUCAAGUAAAUUAUAUUCCGCCUGCGUCUAAUAUCACUAAAAAUGAAAUCGAAAUUAGAAAUGAAGAUACAAUCGAGAAUAGAAGAAGACGAGGAAGUAUUUCAUUUCAUGUAAAACCAAAAGUAAACUUGAACUAUCCGCGUACAAUUGUUAAUCUUAUUGAUCUGUCUGGAUUUGAGAACAACAAGAUAACAAAUAACACUGGUAAGAGAAUGGAGGAGAGCACUUUCAUAAACUCUUCACUAUUAUCAUUGAGCAAAGUCAUCAAUGCAUUAAAGAAGAAUGCUGGUACUCAAUCAACUCAGAACUGUAUACCAUAUAGAGAAAGUAAACUUACUAGGUUAUUACAAGAAUACUUGGGCGGAGGUGCAGAUCCUCCAUAUUCCCCUUAUUGCCUGAGAUGCAUUAUGAUUUGUACAAUUUCUCCAUCAGUCACAUUUUUCCAGCAGACUUAUGCUACUCUAAAUACUCCAAGCUACGGCAGCAAUUCAAUUAUGAGAAAGUACAUUGGAAUCGCAUCAUCAUUCAUAGGCACGGAUUCGAAAAAUAAUUCAGAAUCAAAGAAAAACACAUUAACAAGUCAGAAAAUUAACCUUAUUAGACCUUCGAAUAAAAUAAUUAGUGGAAAGAAUUCGCAUUUAAAUGCUACUAAUCGUGCACUUGAAGCUAAAAACGAAAAAAAAUCAACAGAGAGAAUGGAUAACGAAUCUUCAUGCCAAAAAAAUUCAUACAAAAAUAUUGAAAGUCGCGUAGCACAAAUGAUAAAAGGGAAGAUACCACUAAACAUUGCCAAGCCUAAAAAAUCAAAAGUCAUUGACUUUGGAGAAAUUCCCAAAGGCUCAGCUUCAAGCAUUAACAAUUGUGUAAAUAAAGCAAAGAAACCAAAUCCAGUGAGUAGAAUCGAAAUUAAGCACAAAAACACUAAAGGAUCCGAAGAAACAUUUAACCCAGGCGAACCAAAGUUAAAUCAAAUUGAUUGCAAUUCUGGCAGAUGCACAAAUGGAAAAGUGGCAGGAAACGGAGUUGUUGAAAAGGAUGAAUUUUCGAAAAAUGACUUGACAUUUCUAGGUAACUCGAAAAGUUGCCAAUAUUGCUCAACUAAUGCCGAGUACUGGCAACCUAUCUAUACUCCUGAGAAUGAAUCGACUCACUCAAACAUCAAUAUAUUAAAUUCUAAAUGUGAUAACAUCGACGUGAAAUUGAAUCAAAAUAAUUCAAGUUUGUUUAUUAAAGAUGAAAACUUGCCAGAAAUAAAGAAAAUUAACAGGCCCGUGACAAGAUCGCAAACUAAGAAAGUUUCAUAA
Messenger RNA from Cryptosporidium ubiquitum, 2157 nucleotides. Its product is annotated as kinesin heavy chain. Gene Ontology annotation, molecular function: microtubule motor activity; ATP hydrolysis activity; ATP binding. Bases 1 to 2157 code for a protein of 718 amino acids. The transcript has a single exon. Lineage: Eukaryota; Apicomplexa; Conoidasida; Eucoccidiorida; Cryptosporidiidae. Gene Ontology annotation, cellular component: microtubule; kinesin complex. Gene Ontology annotation, biological process: microtubule-based movement. The record is from RefSeq and is a predicted model, not a curated record.